AAAGAAAGGAAAAGGAAGAAGAAUGGGUUUAGAUGGUGGUCUGUCUUGGGCAGAUCAAUGGGAUAACAACCCUGACCCUCCACCAUCAUCUUCGUCAGAAAAUGAGAAGAAGAAGAACAAAGAUGGGUCUUCAGAAAAGGGAAAAUUUAGGAAGACAAUCUUGGGCUUCAAAUGGAUGAAAGAAUUGCGAAAGAAAUCUGACAAAUCUUGAAAAAAAGACCCAUAAAAUCCUAAUCCAAGUGGAAUGAAUCAUUUUACUGUCUAAUUAAAUUCCCAUUUUUUCACUUGUACUUUCUUUUCUUUUUCUUAAGCUCUGAAUGUCUGAAGCCAGGAAAUGAGCAUAAAAAUUCUGGUAUUAUUACAUUACAAAAUUCUAAUAUUAUUACAUUACGGAA
Molecule: messenger RNA, 395 nt
Organism: Benincasa hispida (wax gourd)
Lineage: Eukaryota; Viridiplantae; Streptophyta; Magnoliopsida; Cucurbitales; Cucurbitaceae
Source: RefSeq, a predicted model, not a curated record